CAAAGCCCACACACCAAACAGCAUCAGAAUAAAUAAAUAAUAGAACAACUGUCGAUCGCCCCACGGCCAAUAUCAGUGUAACAUGAGACAACCGGGCGGGGGCUUACGCGGCCGGACUCCGGGAAAAAACGGCGAAUCAAUGGAGGAGGAGGAGGGCAGUGUACUCCGUAGUGUUGUUGUGUGUGAAAUCGUUUCCGCUGGAACGGAGAAACUUCUUGGGAACCGACAGACAGGUGGUCUCUUAGGGGGAUGCUUGAAUCAACUUAUUAACCAUUAAAAAAUAAAAAGUUUAAAAAUUAAUCAGGAGUGUGGAAAUUCAAUUCUGAAACAUCGCCUGGCGUAGGAAAUAAUUAUGGUGCGAAUUGUGGAUUUUGGGCCAGACUCUCGCCUGGGGUGGGUGGUUUAUUUAUUGCUUGUCAUCUUCAGCCCUGGAGCUAAAUGCCGGGGCGGCAAAGGGUGUAAAUCUAGUCUCGUUCAGAUCGGAUCUGUUUUAUCUGGGUGUUGUGAGUCCUGGUUGAGGAAUAUUUAUUUGUAUGUCAGUAUUUAUUGCUAUCUUGUGUUUAAACCGAGCACUGAGCCUCAACCCGCAACCCACAACCCACAACCUACAAUCCAACAGCGCAUUCAAUCCUUCGCCAUCAGUGAGGAACGGACAGAGGACACAUAUCCGGCCCUAUCGGCGGUUGGGAACAAAAAUAAGAAGACUACUCCGUACCCCGUAGCUGACCUGUGACAGACGCCAAAUGUUAGCUGAGCUCGACCGUUGUGGCUGGGGCUUUCGUUAAGACCGACUCCAACUUCUGUCUGUUGUCGAUUUCUCACCCUCAUCUCAUCCUCAUCUCAUCCUCAGACCGCCAGAUUCCCCCUUCGGACACAUUACUGUCCUCCUACCCCGUCCUGGAUCCCAUCAUCAUGCAGUUGGGGUGCUCUCGUUGAUUCCUCUCGUCCUUUGUCGUUUCAUCGUCCGUCGUUGUUUCGCUUGCCAUUUACCUUUCCUUGCCCUCUUCUCUUUUUUUCGAAUUAGCCCACCGCCAUGGAUAACUCCCAUUCCAACAGCCUCACAUUCUCGAAUAAACCUCUCAGAAUCCGAAUCAUAAUAUCAUACAUAUCCGACUAUGUGAUCCUCAUAGGCCUUGUCGCCGGAUUCUACAUUCUGGACCGUGUCGAACCCUUCCACCAACCUUUUGCCAUCACCAACCACUCCCUGUACUACCGCUAUGCCGUCAACGAACGAGUAUCCAUACCCCUCGCUCUCGCCCUCUCCGGAGGCAUCCCGCUCGUCGUCAUCCUCAUCUACACCGUCGUCAUCGACGGUCUCUUCUCACACAAUAAACCAAUAACGCCUUCGGGCAAGAGAAAGUUUAUGGGCCCAUACAGCCUAAAAGACAGGCUAUGGGAAUUUAAUUGUGGAUUUCUGGGCUUAUUAUUAGCUCAGGCCAGUGCUUUUGUCAUCACGGCUGCUUUGAAGAAUGCCGUUGGGAAACCGCGGCCGGACAUUAUUGAUCGUUGUAGGCCAAAAGGGGUCGAUAAGCUCGGCCCGUACGACUUGGUGACCUAUGAUAUGUGUGAUUCACAACUGAGUCACGAUAUUUUGAAAGAUGGGUAUAGGUCUUUUCCUUCAGGACAUUCUAGUUCCUCUUUCGCCGGCCUCUUCUAUCUCUCUCUCUACCUUGCCGGGAAAUUUCACCUUAUGGAUAGCCGGGGUGAGGUGUGGAAAACGUUCCUGGCCCUCUUCCCAACCCUAGGAGCGGGACUUAUUGCCGCAACAAGAAUCAUGGACGCGCGACAUCAUCCCUUCGACGUGCUAUUCGGCUCGUUUUUGGGAAUUAUCUGUGCCUACGUCGCCUAUCGCCAAUAUUUCCCUCCCCUCUCGGAAUCUUGGAGGAAAGGGCGUGCUUAUCCAAUUCGGACCUGGGGUAACAGCCCCGUGGGCCCUUCCCGCGCCCGAUUUGACAUGGGUGGCUCCAACGAUUCAGUGGUGCCCCUGCGGCCCACAGACGACGUAGAAUACCAAGCUACAUCGACGGCUCAGGACGACGAAUACACCCGAAAACCACCACCCGUUCGUCGAAUAUCUAGCGACCGGAUUUCCACAGCAGACCCUUACCUACGGCGAAGACAGGAAUUGGAGCGAGAGUAUUCAUCAAGCAGCGAUUCAGUUGGAGUAGCAUUUGAAAUGCAACCAAAUUCUGGGAGCCGGUCGAAUCGCAGCCGAAGUGAGUCCACAACUCACCUGAACAAGGUAUAUCCACCUCCACAAUCGAGCUAUCAGCCAUAUUCGGGAAGAACCCCUUCGCCAACAGCGUCGCGCCCCCCUCCACCCCUAGCUAGCAGUGGACACCUCGGGUCCCCUGUCGAGUCGCCGAAAAUUUGAAUGAAUAAGAAACAGCAAAACAAUACCUAUUAGAAAGACUUUUUUCUAAUCGAAAAAGACUUGAAGAUUAAUUUAAAAAAAAUAGAAGAUCUGCCUAAUUCGGGACUCUGCACGAAUUCUAAUUACUUACGAUAUUAUACCAUAUCCUUUUUGAUAUGUACUUUCCUACCGUUGUUUAUACCAAAUCGUUCGAUCACUUUUUCGUUCGCUGGCGAUGAUAGCUUGGGGCCUCUCGAAAACUCUUCUUUUCCUUCGUUGAUUCUCAGCGUACAUAAGAAGAGAAAUAAACCGUUGAGAAUACCCCUUUCUACCAGACAAGCUUGCCUAUUAGACGGCCGCGAUGCAUUCCCCUUCGUGGUUUAUCUUAGACCAUUACUUUUUCUUUUAGUUUUAUUCUUCCUCCUUUACACACAUAUCUACAUUUUCCUUGCAGAAAUUGCCCUUCCCUUUUUCCUUCUUCUUUGUGUUGUUGUUAUUCAUCAUCAUGAAUUGCGACUCCUUUUUGUCAUUUUAUUUCGCCUGUUGGUUCGGUUCCUUCUCUGUCAUAAGAGUCCUUUAGAUCCCAUUUCAACGGGUUGGCACCUGGCUUUCAUAUCUCCUUCUCGUCUUCUGGUUUGUCUUUUUCUUCGCAUUUUCCGCCUACUAUUCCCCGCUGGCUGCACACUAUAAAAUUUAUUCCUUGCUCUUUAUUGCCGUUUGUUUUAUCGCGGUUUGUUUUCCUGUUUGACUUGGUAAGGGGGCGUUUUUUGAGCCAUACAAGUAGAGGUACGGCUUAUCCGGGCGGUGGGGUAUGUUCAUGUUCUAUAUUCAUAUUAUUUUGCGUUUUAAUUUCCGGGGUUUGGGUUUUUUACUUCUAUGUUCCGUUUUUAUAUUUAAUUUUUAUAUUUCCUCUUAAACUCGCUGGCUAUCUUGCCUGUCUGCCAUAUGCUUCAUCCGUGGAGGCAAUUUCAGUCCCGAUGCAUGCCUUUUACUUCUGCUGCUGUUGCCAUCACCGCUUGCUGGUACUAUUCUUCAAGCCGGGCAUCCUCUUUUCGCGUCUCUAGUUUCAAAUUGUAUGUCACUGUAGUAUGUUUCUUUUUCCAAAGUAAAUUCUUAUCUUUUGACAAGGCAGAGCGCAGCAAGCUGGUCAGUCUAGUGAAGCAAUGGCAUAAAUAAGAUACUAUCUUACAUGCUAUGCAUUUAUAUAUUCUUUUCCAUAGUCCUUUUGCUUGUAGUAGUUAUCUCACUCUACAUUACCUGAUCGUUCUCAAGAGAUAUCUCCCUCCAGGUUAAGGUACCAAAGAGUUAUAGCGUACGGCCGCUCCCGCGAAAAGUUUUGACUUGUGCUAAGAAUUUAAACUGAAAUGCUGAUACCGGCAUUAAGUAUUGCCAUUCCAUCUCUUAAUUA
Blastomyces gilchristii SLH14081 is the source of this 3761-nucleotide messenger RNA. Its product is annotated as PAP2 domain-containing protein. Gene Ontology annotation, molecular function: phosphatidate phosphatase activity. Gene Ontology annotation, biological process: phospholipid metabolic process. NCBI's taxonomy places the organism in Eukaryota, Fungi, Ascomycota, Eurotiomycetes, Onygenales, Ajellomycetaceae. The transcript is spliced from 5 exons. The record is from RefSeq and is a predicted model, not a curated record. Bases 1034 to 2374 code for a protein of 446 amino acids.